This is a messenger RNA of Equus quagga, 984 nucleotides long. Its product is annotated as nck-associated protein 5-like. The transcript is spliced from 8 exons. Gene Ontology annotation, cellular component: microtubule plus-end. The annotation marks the transcript as partial. Lineage: Eukaryota; Metazoa; Chordata; Mammalia; Perissodactyla; Equidae. Gene Ontology annotation, biological process: microtubule depolymerization; microtubule bundle formation. The record is from RefSeq and is a predicted model, not a curated record.
UCCGCAAACUUGCUCCGAGUUCGCUGCAGGACUUCACUGCUGCUUUGGAUGUUCAGGAAAAUUGAGUGUGUUCUGUGAGCGCGGCCUUUUAAUGCUUCAAAAAUAAACAGAGGAUAAACUCGGGAGGAAAUUUUUAGCUGGAGAGAGUUGUUGCAGUUCCUGUGUCUGUCUCCAGGACUGUGAUAUGUGUUGACUGAAGAGCUAACUGCAAUGACCCUGGAAACAGAAGGGGAAUUCUUAUAAAUCACAAAGGAAAAUAAAUAACUUCACCCAUGGAGGGAAAGAGACAGCUUGAGAAAAGGGACUUUGGAAAACGGCUGUCUCUAGACAGCAGUCUUGUGGGCUUCAGAAUACAGCUGCAAACAAAAUCUUACCUAGGAAACCAACCUGUGGCUGAGGAAUACAUGGACUCCAAUAAAUACAUAGAGCACCUGCUAACUCAACUCGAGGAGCAACACAGAAGUCUCUGGAGGGAGAAGUUGGCUGUGGCCCGACUACAGCGAGAAGUUGCCCAAAGAAGAAGUGAGGGGGCCAUGCAUGAGAAGCUGAUACAUGAAUUGGAAGAAGAGAGACAUUUACGUCUUCAGAGUGAGAAGCGAUUGCAGGAGGUGACACUGGAGUCUGAACGCAACAGAAUUCAGAUGCGUGGCCUGCAGCAGCAAUUCUCCAGGAUGGAAGAAACAGUACGAAAUCUAUUGCAGAGUCAAGGACCUGCAGAACAGAAAAAAGAAGAAACUGUUAAUAUAAUGGUCUAUCAGGAAAAACUGCCAGAGGAAGAGAGAAAACACAAGGAAGCUUUGGAAGAACUUCACAUGGUGGUGGAUGAGGAUUCGCGGAGCGAAAGCAGCAGUGCGGACGAGGGGAAAGGAAAGACCAAAUUGCUGUUAGAAAGAUUGAAAGCUCUAGAGGUAAGAAAUGAAACAAAUGCUGCAUGUUUAAAGAAAAAUAACAGUGUUCUGCUUCUUUUAUUGGCGCUGGUUUUGA